UGCCUUGAUUUAAAGAUGUUUGAGUUAAGUUGUACUGUUGUUUUUAGAGGUUAUCUACGUGGAACUUUCUGAUUUCUUAAAAAUUGGUCCUUAUUAAAACAGAAAUAAUGGCAUCAAUACGAAAAAACAUAGAUGAUAUUCUCGCCCGCGUAAAUUUUCCUCUUUAUACCGUUCAAAUGUUAACAAACAGACACGUAUUAGUUGGUGGAGGUGGUGGAACUUCGAAAACGGGGGUUGCAAAUGGAUUCGAAAUAUUUGAAUUAUCUCAUGAUGGUCGAAAAUUUGUUGCGGAAGAAGUUACAAGGCAUGAAACAGGUGGAAACGUAGUAAUGAAUUGUUCAGUCUUUAGUGACAACAAACAUUCAUAUUUAGUGGCUGGUCAAGAAAGUCAUUGUCACUUGUAUAAUGUUAACAGUGUGCUAGUUCGAGAGGAAGUAGAUAUUGAAAAUAUCGGUAACAACCAUUCUGAAAUACGUCAACGUAAACCACGGACUAAAGAAAAGACAGACAAUAACAAAAAUAUAAAAAAGAGAUUAAAGUUUAAUAUAAACCCUUCAGACAGUGUACAAACUGACUUUAAUGGACCAGAACCUUUAUCUAGAGUAGCAAGAAUUAACCACAAUGGUAAACUUUUAGCCACAGGUGGGACAGAUGGGUGCGUAAGAUUGUGGAAAUUUCCAAGUUUACAGCCCUUGGUCGUAUUAAAAGCACAUCAAAAAGAAAUUGAUGACGUAGACUUUAGUCAAUAUGGUAACUAUUUAAUUACAAUUGCAAAAGACGGAGCCGCAAUUCUUUGGGAUUGUGUUAAAGGAAAAGAAAACAAACGGUUAAGUUGGAAGCAACCAGAAGGAUCAAAGUAUUUAUACAAAAGAUGUCGGUUUGGAAUUGUAGAAAAUGAGAAAAAAUCAGCUUUGUACAUGUUGGCUAACCCCACUGGCUUAGCAAAGAAGCAAAAGUCGUACCUUCAACAGUGGCUACCAGAAGAAGGUAUUUUAAAAAAAUUUGCAGAGUUCGACGAAAGUCUCUCUGCAUUGGCUGUGAGAGAUGACGGCAGAUUUGUUGCUGUUGGCACCAUGUUUGGUGGAUCUGUGUUGUUAUACGUAGCAUUUAGUUUACAGUGUGUUCUAAAUAUUCCCGGUGCACAUUCCAUGUUCGUCACUGGCUUAGAGUUUUUGCCGGCAUCGACAGAGAAAGAGAAUCACACUGUAUGUAGUGUAGCCGAGGCCGCAGUAUUAUCCAUCUCGGUGGAUAACCAAGUUUGUAUACAUACAUUGCCAUAUAGAAAAACAAUGCCCCUUUGGCUGGGAAUGGUGAUAUUGGUUUUUACGCUUUUUAUGACUUUUGUAUUUUGUUCAUAUGUAGGUUUAUAAUUGUUGUAACUAAAUUAUUUAGUGAUGUUAUGGUUUUUUUGUACAAAUUGGUUCGCAGAAAUAUAAAUAAUAUAUUUGGAA
Molecule: messenger RNA, 1451 nt
Organism: Anoplophora glabripennis (Asian longhorned beetle)
Lineage: Eukaryota; Metazoa; Arthropoda; Insecta; Coleoptera; Cerambycidae
Product: prolactin regulatory element-binding protein
Exons: 6
Coding region: 108-1370 (420 amino acids)
Biological process (GO): protein secretion
Cellular component (GO): endoplasmic reticulum membrane
Molecular function (GO): guanyl-nucleotide exchange factor activity; protein binding; GTPase activator activity
Source: RefSeq, a predicted model, not a curated record